UUAUAUCAUAUCAAUUAUAUAUAUCAAUAAAAUAAAUAAAAACAUGUCUGUUAUAAGCAUUGCAGUUGGUGAUGCAUUAAAAUCAUUGAAGUAUUGGAUUGAUCAGGAUGCUGAUGAAUUUUCUGUUGAAAAGGUUGACGAAUCUAUGUUGACUAAAAUGGAUGAUAUUAUUAACGAGAUACAAGACAAAUCCAUAACACAAUUUGCAGAGUCGUGUGAUAAAUAUAUCCACCAAGUGCUGUUGGGGAAAAGACCAAAUUAUCGCCUUGAUGUCUUCAAACACAAAGUAGUUGAAAUUGAUGGACAGAGAUUGAUGCCACACCAUUUGAUGUACCAUAAUGUUGAAAGUGGUUAUGGUAAUUUUAAAGACACCCAAUUAGAUUCUAUGAAGGUGGUCCUUAACAAAUUUGUGGACUGCGAUAACCAAGAGAGACUUGUUGUGGAUGUUUUGCAGUACAUAGUGGUGUUGUGGACUACUAUUGGUUUUUGCAAAGUUAGCCCUGCAGUGGCACGUUUUUACCUGGCUGAGGGAGGUAAAGAUAGAGGCAAAGAAGCUUAUGACAUGCUCGAACGGAGAUUUAUGAAACGAUCAAGUAUAAUAGCAACGGAAGUAAAGAAAAGGGAGAAGGAAAAUGACGAGAAAAUUGCAGAACAAGAGGGAUCUAUUAAAACAAAUGUUGUGGUGGGCCAAAAGAGGACGUACAAAAAGGAGAAGAAGAUCUGUCCAGAAUGUGGGGAAAGUAAAUUUAAUUUGCCUCGUCACGUGGAGGAUAAACACAAAUGGACAAAAGCAAAGUCUAAACAGAUAGUGAUAAGCCAUAGUCUGAGAAAGCCCUACAAUUGGCACCUUGAAACACCCAGUAGGAAAAAAGGAGGCGCAGAUAAAAAAACUUAUCCAGACUAUCAUGUUCCUCGCAUAUGUCCGUUGCCAACAUGUUUGAGAGUGGUAAAAAAAAUGUCAGAGCAUCUCCAACUCUACCAUAAAUUGGAGACUAAUGAAGAGUAUUAUGCGUUAUUACGUUCCUCCCGUCCCGUUUCCAAAAGCAACGAAGCUCCUCGGGAAGAAUCAAGUGUAGAUUUUGAGACGAACUUCAACAAUCCGGUUACUGAAGCAGAACGCAACGACUGCGAAAGCAGCACAAGCUUUGACAAUAAUGGCACAAUGCAACAGUUUCUGGCGUACCUGAUGUCCCCAGAUGGUGGGCAACGUGAAAGGAAAAGUUCCUUGCAAGCUGUUAGCGAAGUACGCACAGUGGUAAAUGUUUUGGGGGGCCAGCUUAUUAAUCUAUUUAAGAAGAAUAAGAUCCGAGACGAUUUUUUUGUCAAUUACUUAGACAAGAAAAGCAAGCCGGCAACCUCCAAGCACUACAUGUCUUCGCUAAUUUCAUUCAUGGAAUUUGCAGUCAGUGAAGGUUUGGAGUUGCCUGAACUUUGUGUGGAUGAUUUUAUAACCGCGAAAUUACGCUUACAUAAAUGGCGUAAAACUUAUAAUAAAGUCAUCGAUGAGCAACGUUGGGACAGAGAAGAAGCUCAAAUGGAGCUUUUAGUCAGUCCAGACCAAUGGGCAACAUUUGAAUGCAGCGAAUUGGCCAGAAAUGCGGUAAAACUGUUAGGGACAGCAUCAGAAAGCGAAGUUUUCACCAUGUUGGAAUACACCAACGUGCGUGAUUACUUGAUGACUGUUAUCGCUUUGCAAAAUGCACACAGAGCGGGUGUAGCAUCCAAUUUAACUUUGGAGGAAUUUGGAAAGCGCAAGUUAGAUGACAGCGGUCAUAAUAUUCUCAUUAAGGUAAAGUACCACAAAACAAAAAGUACGCAUGGCCCAGCGGUAAUUUGCAUCCCUGUCCAAAAAGCAAGAUUAUUGGAAUUAUUUGUUAAAUACCUAAGGCCACAGGUACCUGGACAGGCAAAUCAGGUGUUUGUUUCUUGGAAUGGAAAACCGUUGGAAUCUGGCAGUGUCAGUAAACAAAUACACUCCAUUUGGACACGCUCUGGAGUUUACGAUGGUUUUGAAAUGCCAAAAGGGAACAUAAACACUACGAUAAUACGCAAAUCCAUCACAACUCGCGUCCAUGAUCAGCAACCAGAUAACGCACAGCCUGUAGCUGAUUUGCUUGCACAUUCGUUGUCCACAGCUAAGAAAGUGUAUCGCCUUAGAGAGCGCGAAAAGCAAGCCGUUGCAGGAAUAAACGUUAUAAAUUCUGUCUUUGAAAGACCAAGACCAAAUUCAACACCAUCCAAACCAAACAAGUGGAGCAAAGACGAGGAGGCAAAAGUGUUGCAAUACUUUGAAAAAGAAAUUGCUGCGCAAUACAUAAAUAUUUCGAUGAUCAGGGAAAAAUUGCCAUUACUAGACAUCUCUAAAUCUGAGAAACAGAUUUACGACAAAAUUCGUUCCUAUUUUAUUUACGAUGCAGGUACAAGUAGCAACGUUAAAGAUCAAGUAAAAGUAAAAGAAAAUGCAGCUCUUGAACUUUGUCCUCCCGUUGAUCCAUCAUUUUAUCAGCAAUGUGAGCAUGACGACUGUUCGUCUAUCGCGACUGACGUAAUACCACCAACAACAUCGUCUAAUCUUUCCGGUCAGCAGAAAUUGUUUGAUUCUAUUGAAACCAAUGAAAUCAAAAGUCUUUGUUUUGACAUCAUAAAAGGUGGUCCAAUUUCUGCUGAACGCAUACUGGAAAAAUUGAGUAAAUCAGAAAUUGGUAGAGAAAUUCUGCAAAAGUAUAAAAUUAUGCAAGUCCAGACCAGACUGAAAUACGAACGCCGAAUGUACAGAAUGAAAAAACGAUAAAACAUUUAAGUAAUGGGAAACGAUAUCUUUUUCUUUCUUUUUUCUUUGUUUGUUUUUGUUUUUUGAGCACAUAGUUUCUGUGAUCGCUACGAAAAUUAUGUUAUCUGUUUUUGAUGAUAGGAGAAAACGUUAAGAAAUGCCUAACAAUUACCUAAAGUUUGAAAGGUUUUAUUGAAAUUAGUUCCGUAUUUUGUAUUAAUAAAAAGAUAACGAGUGCUUAUUUUAUAUAAAAUUACAACGAGUCUAUAUUUGAUAAAACGAUAGUGAGUCUUUAUUUGAUACAACAACAAGGACUCAUAUUUUAUUAAACAAUAACGAGUUUUUUAUUUUUGAAAACGAUAAGUUUUUAUUACAUGUUUUUGAGCCGCUUUUAUGUAUAUUUUUUAUGAUGCCAUGCAAAUUUAUUAAGUUGAGUCUUUUAUUUGUAUACCCCAUUCUAAUAAUUAUUUGGAGAAACAAUCUUGUUAAGUUUACUUGUCGCAAUACGUAAAU
Molecule: messenger RNA, 3283 nt
Organism: Hydractinia symbiolongicarpus
Lineage: Eukaryota; Metazoa; Cnidaria; Hydrozoa; Anthoathecata; Hydractiniidae
Exons: 4
Coding region: 44-2791 (915 amino acids)
Biological process (GO): DNA recombination; DNA integration
Molecular function (GO): DNA binding
Source: RefSeq, a predicted model, not a curated record